UGAAGUUUUGUCAGUUCACUUCUUCAAAAAUAUUUUUAAAGUGAUGACACGACCAGAAAUUCUACACAACAUUGUUUUAUGAUCGCUGUCUUCCCUACGUUUCCUACUGUUGUGCAAUCACCCAUCUGUUAAUUUCAUGUCUAGGUAGAGAUUGUUUAGUUUAAUAUGAACUAUGAAAAGUAGAGCUAGAGGAACUAAAAAUACCUUUAGGAUGGGUACAGAUAAGAAUAAUAUCUCUUUAGAAAUGGAGGAAAAGAAACUUGAGAAAGAUGACCGGCUCUCCAAACGCCUUUGUUACAUCCUUAGAUAUGGUGCCUUAAAAGAGGGGCUCAAAUUGUAUUGUGGAGAUUUUGUGGAGCUAGAUCAGCUUCUGGAUUUGGAGUUAAUGAGACACAACUCAAAAGAAGAAGUGAUUCACAAAGUAGAUAUCUCCCUGUCUCACAGGAAUGCCAAGAGAUUCGAACGGAAGGAGGAGAACGGAAAGAUCUACGUCAGGGCAUGCUUCUGUAGGAACUUUGAGGAGAACCCCUGCCAUGAAGGGUCCAGUGUGCCCAGGCUUACAGAAUCCUGUCUACAGUACAUCUGUACUAACCUUAAUGAUUAUGACCUUGAAGACUUUCCAGAUGAGCACCUAGUUAGUAAGAUGAUUCAGAAGAUGAAGAAACAGAGCAAGUUAAACAGUGCAGCAUUGAGACAGCUCCUGGUUCCAGUUCUGGAACAUCUGGAUUUGUCUGGAGUCUACGUUACUGAGAGCACACUUAGACUGGUGUGGAGGAACUGUCCAAACCUCCGGGUACUCAGUCUAAAGGAUUGUGGGUAUUUAAUGACGGACAGUAUCAUGGAGCAACUAGUCAAGAAACUACCUCAUCUGGAGUCACUAAGUCUGUGUGCCUGUAAACACUUGACAGAUAGAGCUGCCAAAGCUCUGUCUAAACACGCCAAAAACCUCAGGGAACUGAACCUCAGCUGGAUCUCGACAAUCUCGGAGGCGGCCAUCAUAGAUCUCAUGACAAACUGUUCACAGCUUGUGUUCCUAGACAUCUACGAUCACAAAAUAUCACAAGACGGUAGGAGUGUUAUAGCUGAUAUAGCAAGACAGCGUAAAAUGAAAAUUGUGUUGAAAGGUUUGACAGACCUUGAGAUAGCUCCAGAGAAUCCCUGCUCCUUGCUGCCAAACUUUGGAAAAGUGUGGUGAAAUGUGAUCAGUUGCUGCUUUAAUUAUACUGGACCCUGUGUUACACUGUGAUACAUUGCCAAGUCUAUCUUUUGAUGAUCAAAUUUUUUUUUUGAAAAAUGUGACUUUGUGGUAUAUCUUUUUUUGGAAAACUUAUGGUUAAUAAUAAUUUCCAUAUGUGUUAUGAAGAUUUUCUUAUUUGCUCAUAGAACCUGUGAUAUUUUGCUCAGUAUCACUAUGUUCAUGUACUAGGUUUGAUUCGAAAACAGAGUAUUUGCUACUGUUUGGUCAUGAAGGACGCAUUUCAUAUUUAAAAAGCAUACAUAUCAACAGUUAAUAAUGAAUCCAUUCUUGUUUAAUUUUUUUUUUAGAUUUUGCUCAUUUAUUUUAUAAUUCUUCUUGUUAAUAGGUGGAAUGUACAAGUAAAAUAUGUCAUAUUGCUUUAAACCUAAAUAACACACAAUAUGAGUACAAUGUAUAUGGUUUUUUUGCUUUAAGGGAAUCAAGUUUAUUAAAACAAUUAAUUUACACAUCAUUUUUCUGAAUAUUUAUUAAGCAGUACAGAAUGAAAGCUUUAGUUUGUAUUAUUGUCUGUCUGAUCCCUUGUACUGCUGUAUGUCUCUCAGCCAGGUGAAUGAUGAUUGU
Messenger RNA from Saccostrea echinata, 1819 nucleotides. RefSeq names its product F-box/LRR-repeat protein 15-like. Bases 173 to 1195 code for a protein of 340 amino acids. Lineage: Eukaryota; Metazoa; Mollusca; Bivalvia; Ostreida; Ostreidae. Gene Ontology annotation, biological process: SCF-dependent proteasomal ubiquitin-dependent protein catabolic process. The record is from RefSeq and is a predicted model, not a curated record. Gene Ontology annotation, molecular function: transferase activity. Gene Ontology annotation, cellular component: SCF ubiquitin ligase complex. The transcript is spliced from 6 exons.